GCCCGGUCAAUUAAUCGCCGGUUCAGUGUCAAAUCAACAUCCCAGCAAAGCACGCCGGUCUUGGCCAAAGAUCUUGGCGCGAAUCGGAGCCAGCGCAGGUACCAAUCCGUCCAAUGUUGAUCUUCCUUUUCCCGACAGCUCUUGGCCUUUCUUCAGAUCUCCAACCACCAGCCGGCCAGCCUAUUCUUCUUCUCCACAUGCGGCUGGCCGAACUUCAAGACGACGAGGGAUCAACGUAUGGAUUUCUCGAUCCUCCCACGGAACUAGUGUUCCACUCGAGCACUCUUCUGGCUAUGGUCUCUCGUGCGCGACACCCUGGAGCCAUUUGCCGCUGUCGUGUGUCUUCACUCUCCGGCUCUUUCUCAGGCUUGUUUCUCAGAGGCAGCCAACCAGCCAUGAUGAUUGGACCUCUUCUGCUGAAGUUUUUGGACAUUCGUGGCCAGCCCUCCCAGGGUCCGCUAUAUCCCACAUAUUGGCAAGGGUCACCGUCGUCGCUUCAGGAAUUCAGGAGCUCCAACACCGCCCAGUUAUCCACCUGCGCAUACACCUCUCCAGACAUGCAGAUUGGUUGUGGGCUACAGCCCCCAUAAUACUUGGUCUUCCACUCGUUUUCAGUGCUGCGCAGGGUAGUGAUACCC
This is a messenger RNA of Pseudomassariella vexata, 638 nucleotides long. RefSeq lists its product as uncharacterized. The record is from RefSeq and is a predicted model, not a curated record. Lineage: Eukaryota; Fungi; Ascomycota; Sordariomycetes; Amphisphaeriales; Pseudomassariaceae. The transcript has 2 exons. Bases 114 to 590 code for a protein of 158 amino acids.